Molecule: messenger RNA, 1707 nt
Organism: Panonychus citri (citrus red mite)
Lineage: Eukaryota; Metazoa; Arthropoda; Arachnida; Trombidiformes; Tetranychidae
Product: calmodulin-A-like
Exons: 5
Coding region: 499-999 (166 amino acids)
Molecular function (GO): calcium ion binding; enzyme regulator activity
Source: RefSeq, a predicted model, not a curated record
AGAGAGAGAGAGAGAGAGAGAGUGAAGAUGAUGAUGAGAAAAAAGUGAGACAUAGGAAGAUAUGAGAGAGAGAGAGAGAGUAAGAGAGAAAUAGAAGAUGAAAAAUUUUUUUUUCGUUGUUGUUGGCAAUUGAAACUCGCAACAGUUGGAUACAAGGUUUACAACAAUCAACUUGAUUAUUGUGUUGUCAGUGUUUAUAUUGUUCGUUAUUAUUAAUACAAAUUACCUUCAUCUUCAUCAUCAUCAUCAUUUUCAUCAUCAUCAUCUUUGUCAUCAUCAACCCUCUCAUCAUCUCAACAAUUAGUUAAUCAACAUUAUAAUUAACAGUUAACUCUCGACGAGUUUAAAUCUACCUGAGGAUUUGUUUUUGUUUUCACAAUCAUCAAAAGAUCAGAUUAUCAAUCUUAACUAAUAGCUGAUUAGUGAUUAAAUAACAAUUUAGUGAGUGUGUUAAUUAAGUUGAUUAAUAAAUCUACAUCUUUAAUCCAUUUGGAGUUAAUGUUAAACGACUCCAUGCAUCCUGAUUCUUGUGAUACUAAUUUACAGGCUGAAUAUGGCCUAACCCAGGAACAGAUAGCUGAAUUUAAAGAGGCCUUUAAAUUGUUUGAUAAAGAUCUGGAUGGACGGAUAACAUCAACAGAAUUGGGAAUCGUGAUGAGAUCGUUAGGUCAACGGGCAACAGAAGCUGAGCUCAAAAACAUGGUCACUUUAGUUGAUCAAGACGGAAACGGAACCAUUGAAUUCAAUGAAUUUCUUCACAUGAUGUCUCGUAAAAUGAAGGAAACAGAUAAAGAAGAGGAGCUUCGUGAAGCUUUCAGGGUAUUUGAUAGGAAUGGAGAUGGUUUUAUCAAUGCCGCUGAAUUAAGGCAUGUGAUGACCAAUUUAGGAGAGAAACUGACCGAUGAGGAAGUGGAAGAUAUGAUAAAAGAGGCUGAUCUUGAUGGUGAUGGAUUGGUCAAUUACGACGAAUUUGUUACUGUUCUGAUGGCACCUAAAUGAUCAAUUAUUAUUUAUUCAAUUCAAUUAAAUCAAUUGAAGAAACAAUUUUCAUCCAAUCAAAUAUAUAAAACUUUUCAAUUUCAUCGACUCUCAAUUACUUAUUAUUAAGAUGAUUUAAUUAAUUGUUACACAUAAAAGGCAAAUAUAUAUACUUAUAUAUAUGAAUCAAGGAAAUAAUUUAAAUCAUCUUCAUCCUCAUCUUCAUCUUCAUCAUCUUCAUUAAUCAUCAUCCUCACAAUUUGAAACAAUUUAAAGAUUUGAAGUCGAUAUGAAAUAAAAUCAACAUAAAUCAAAUUUCAUUAACAUUCACAUUCAUCAUCAACAUAAUUAACUAAUUGUUAACAAAAAGAAAUUAUUUAAGAAAAUAAAAUAAUUACCUAAAAAAAAAUUACAAACUAAAUCAAUCACUGGACAAAACUUUUAAAUUGUUAAAAUUAAAUUAAAUUGUAAACAAUCAAUGGACACCAAAAGUAAAUGUUAUUUGUUAAGAGAUUGAGAACAAUGAAAAGUUAAUUGUUGUAACGAUUAGUGAUCGAUUUCUUGAUUAACUGAUGUAAAUUAACUGUUUAUUAAUCAUUGACAUCACAAUUUGUGCAAUUUGGUUAACUAGUAAUGAUUAAAAUUAAUUGGUCAAUAAAAAUGGUUAGUUAAUUGUUAAUAUAAUUGUUAAAAAGGUUAAUUAAAAUACUAUUUUUUAGAUUGUCUCAA